UCCAAGCCCAGUGCCGACACUGCCCGUCCGGUUCCGCGACUCGAAUGCAUCGAGUUUUCCUCGCUUUUCAUCAUCUCGGUUCAGUUAGAAUUUGCUCUCGCCGCUAGACAAAGGUGAUUUUUCACGUAACCGUGCGUAAAAUUAUCAAUCCAGUGGAAGUGUUGACUGGCGUCGGGGGUCGCCUCCACUGUCGGUGUUCUUCCUGUCAAAUUUGGCACUAUCGCGCUAUCAAGAGCUGCGCUUUGUCGGAGGUUGUAGAAAGAAAAAAAAAACAGGUUGAGUUUACAAGUGGAGUGCAGUUGAAGUGCGGAACGUGGUCGCGGUUGAAAUGAUCAGUUUGUUUUAUGCGAAAUGGCUAAUGUAUUCUACGAUUUCGUAAAAACUUGUGCAUUAAGAAGGUUUUAGUGGAUGCUGAGAUCAUACAAGUGGAAGCUGCUUUUUGAAGGAGAAAUAUUGAUUGCAAAAAGCAAAAGUAGUAGUGCCAGUAGUGCAGUUUGAAUUGAUGCGGUCGUUGUUUGCUGGUGGAUGCAAAAAUAGUUCUGAUGUUUUCCCGACCCUUUGCUGCAUAGCGGGGCGACUUAGAGACCACACGUACGACCGUGCGUGUGAGUGUGUGUGUGUGUGUGUGUGUGUUCAUGCGAAACAGGUGCUACAUGCUUCUCGUGAAGUGAAAAUACUAAGAGUGUACGACGGUGCUGCUUUAUUGGCUGCAGUUCAGGAAAAGUCCCUGAGCGGUUCUGUCAUCGGGAUAAGCAAUAUUGAAACGGAAUUAGUUUUUCCUGAAACAUCUGUGAAGAAAAAGUGUUCACGGUGUUCGUUCCGCUAAAUGGCCGUGAUCUGUGUUAUUAAAACAGUGUUUGCUCAUUACAUGUAAUAUUACGCUUGGGUGGCGAGUCAUUCGAAUGUUUGGAAUGUUUUAAACUACUUGUAAGAAAAUAGAAUUUGAAGAGUGCACUGAAAUUCGCUGGUGACUACUGGCGCUUGAGGUCAUGUGAGGUUUAUGCAUUCAGUAAUCGAAUAGAUUCGAAGAAAUAAUCGUCAGUCCUGGUACAGGAGUUGCAAAUACUUACCGACUUUGUUGGCGUUGGUGUACAGUGAGGAUUCAUAGCGAAAGUAAAACAACUACCGCAGUGCUAAGCUUGUUGUAGAAGGUAUGUCAAAUCGACCACUCGUCUCGCCUUGUACGAGGGAAUGUGAUAUUACUUAUAGUCAAACCCACCCACGCGUUCCCAGCAGUGAUUGAUUGGUAUUUACCAUUUGUCUGCGACACAGCAGGUCCUUUGCGUUGCUCUAUAGCAUUGAUUACGGCGGGGAUCGAAACAGAUUUCGCUCUCUCGGACGGUGGUGACAGCACUAGUGACAGUAGUAGGUGGAAACAAUCAAUCUAACACCGGCACUGCUAACCCGUUUCAGUGUUACCGUGACAUUUUGAAAUCCCUCCGUUGACCGACCGAUUCAAGGGGAAAGGGCCGGCAGCACGAAAAAGGGAACACCAGCAGAAACCGCAAAACCCGAGCACGGAAUUCGGUCCUGGAGGACGCCGGCUGCAUUGGACGCCAUCGAGAGGGCGGCUACACAAGAAUGUGGUGCUGCUGACGCUGCUGCUGAAUGUCCCUGUGAACCGAACAACGAUUUUGCAGUAACAUCCCAAGGGAGUUGCUGUGGUGGUGGUGCCGCCGUGGUUGUGUGUUUAGUUGGACCAUCCGUCCCGGCACAUGGGAUCCCAGUGAAGCUUCGAUCCGGAAGUGCCACCGGCUCCUGAGGUGGUAAUCAAUUAUUAUAAAACCGAAUCAUAGUACGGUAGCGGUAAUCCGUGAAACUGGACUGUAAUAAAAGUCAUCUCCUGGUUUCAAGGAGUAGUUUAGUGAGAAGUUUGAUCAAUCAACUCUUGUGGCAUCUAUGGCAGCUCUCUUUUCGUUGUACCUUGUACCAGGGCCAGGUGGAAAUAAGGCGUAUCUUAUUUGAAGUUGUGAUUAAAACAAAAUUGUUAGAACAAGAGCCAUCUUAGUUUAAAUUUUUAAAUCCGAUGUGGUAUGAAUAAUUGAUUGUAAACGGAAGGAUUCUUUAGAUAGAAUGAUGUCAGAUUUUAGUAGAGUCUUUGUAAUAAAGAUAAGCGUAAGAAGUAUAGUAAAUUACUGUGUCAUAAGUAUGAAAGUAGAUAACAAUGCGUGCUUAAAUCGAGACGCGAUAGAAGAAUAAGUAAAACAGAAAAAAUCACACCAAACUACACACAAACACACACGCCAUCCAAAAUCCAGAGGCAACCUUUUUUUGCUGGUCCUUAUAUGGACGCUAGAGUAGAGAUCGUGCGACUCGUCAAUGAAAUCACCGUCGAAAGCGAGCACCGUGUGUCUUCGCCGAGUUCCAGUACAGUUCCGGGUAUUGACGCGGUACCGAUUUUCGUUGAAGGCACCAUCCAAACGGUAGCACCGUUCGCCCUGUUGAGUCUGAACCAAACGUUGAGCCACACCGUAGCCGGCGAUGCUGGCGGUCCUGGUGGCUCCAAUGCGCUCGGUGUUGCCGCUUUCGGCACCUCGACAACGGCGGAAUCGGUCAUCGCAUCGACACUAGCCGGGAAAGCGCUCGAUCACGAACCGGAGAUCGACACGAUCCGUAAGGUGGUGAUAUGUAUUGUUCUACUAGCUGUGAUAUUCGGUACCAUCGUGGGUAAUAUUUUGGUCUGUGUUGCCGUUUGUCUGGUACGGAAGCUCCGAAGACCAUGCAAUUAUCUACUAGUUUCGCUGGCGGUGUCCGAUUUGUGCGUCGCUUGUCUGGUGAUGCCGCCUGCCCUAAUGUACGAGGUCUUAGGUGAGUGGAACUUUGGCCGAGUCUUCUGUGAUAUCUGGGUGUCAUUUGAUGUGCUGUCGUGUACGGCGUCGAUCCUGAACCUGUGCGCCAUAUCCGUCGAUCGGUACUGGGCCAUCACCAAACCGCUGGAGUAUGGCGUCAAGCGAACUCCCCGUAGAAUGAUGCUUUGCGUUGCACUGGUUUGGCUGGCAGCUGCCUGCAUUUCGCUGCCCCCACUAUUAAUACUAGGUAAUAAGCACACGAUCGGCGAGGGGAACGACCAGCGCCCGUUCUGCGCCGUUUGUGAAGAUGUAGGUUAUCAAAUUUACGCCACCCUGGGGUCGUUCUACAUUCCCCUGGCGGUGAUGCUUUUUGUAUACUAUCAGAUAUUCCGAGCCGCCCGACGAAUAGUGAAGGACGAAAAGCGGGCCCAAACAAGACUGGAAAAUUCCCUCGCGGUGGACAAAAGCCAAGCCAUGCUGAAACCACCGGAACCGUUGACGUCCGUCGGGUCGCCGCACCAGAAAAAACUACGCUUUCAGCUAGCCAAAGAACGCAAAGCUUCCACCACCCUGGGCAUCAUCAUGUCCGCCUUCACCAUCUGUUGGCUCCCGUUCUUCAUCCUGGCACUGGUUCGACCCCUCAUGGACGACGACUAUCCUACCCUGUCGUCGUUCUUCCUGUGGCUCGGCUAUGCCAAUUCGUUGCUGAAUCCGAUCAUCUACGCGACGCUCAAUCGAGACUUCCGGAAACCGUUCCAGGAGAUCCUGUACUUCCGCUGUUCAAAUCUGAACAUUCUGAUGCGGGAGGACUUCUAUCACAGUCAGUACGGGGAGCCCGGCUCGCAGCGGUUCGUGCUGGACAACGAGGGCCAGCAAACGGCGCGGGAGAGUUUCCUCUGAAAUGAUACAAUCAGUGCACCGCUAUGCACAACACACCCACGCCACAUACCGAGCGACCGACGAGAGUGACCUGCACCUAAUUACAGUUCCAUAUUAGUAGUAGUAGUAUUAUUGGUACUAGUAGUAGCAGUAGUAAUUGUUGUUGUUGUAGUACUAUAGAUAGUAGUAGAACUCGUAGUUUCUGAGACGUGCGUGUUUCGUUUUUUUUACACGGUACUAAUAUUGAAAAAGGUUUCCUACUUUUGCAGGAUUCAGAUGUAUUUAAUCAUACGAAGGUAUUCCAACGGCCGUUGCUAUUAGAUCAGAUAGUUGUCGAGGCUAGGGAAUGGAACUGUAGGCGAGAACUUUUCUUUGAUUCGAUGGCGCAGUAGAUCCCGGGUGGAGGAACAGUCUUAGAUGAUGAUGAUGAUGGCAUGGACUGAGAAAACCGCUCAAUAGUGUAAGACUGUAAACAAGUAUCCGAAUAGAUCGCAUGGUGGAAUUUAUUAAAUUAAUAAUGUUUCACUCGGCUCAAUUAAGCACUGCACCACACGUCAUUUAAGGUAAGGCUAGAAUGAAUAAUCACAUCGUUAACCAGAAUCGUUAAUCGAAGCAAAAUCGAUCCGGAAGCUAGCAAAAUUUCAAACCAUUGAAUAAUUUCGCUGUUCUAACUAAUUGCCUUAUUUACAAACAGUUCAAAGUGUUGAGCAUCUUCGACGAAAUUUAUUAUCUUCAAAUUGGAACCCUUGUUUGGCCUUGCCUUAAAGACGUACUUUAGUUAAUAUUAUCAUGCUUUUGGUGGAUGGUGAACUGGCAGGUUUUUCUUGAAUUACUUAUUGCAUAAGGUUCAUCAAUGUCGAAAGCAGUAAAACAAUGCGAAUGCUCGUGAAAAUGUAUGAAAAAUUUCUAGGACAUGACCACUUAUUCAAGAUAUCGCAUCAGUCACUGGAUCAAGUUGAACUGCUAUGUACGUGAAAAAUUAAAUAUAACAGUGAAGUUGUAAGUAUUUCUUAAAAAAAAAUUACAAAAAUGAAGAUGUUCGGAAGAGUUUCUUCGAAAUCGCACCCUGGAAUGGUCAACCACAGCUUCUAUGUUUUCGCAGUUGCCUAGUAUUUUUCUUUAGAGUAGAGUUGAUGGUAUUUUGGGUGAAUUGAUGAUUGUUGUCAACGAAAAAUAGCGUAGUGUUGCAUAUAGGGGAAAAUAUUGACGAAUUUCGCACUAAAUCGUAUCCAGAGUUAGCAGAACCCUUUAAAAUGAAACUUACUGUACAUGAAGACAAACUGGCAAAUUCUCCAAAAAAAGUUUUGUAUGAUUGAUUUUACAAAAUUAUUCAAGUUUUCGAAUAAAAACAAGGAAAAAAUUCUGAACGACUCCUACACUGAAAAAAAUCGAUUUUAUAUAUUUAAAGCCGAUUUCCAAAAAAAAAAAACAUAUUUGAUUUGGAUGAAAUUUUGUUACAAGAUAGGUGAUUAUGUUCCCCAUCUUCAGUCAAAUGACCACUUUUAGGGAAAAAAAGUUAUUUGAUAAAUAAAAUUCUUUUUCUUCAAACUGAUUUUUUGCAGUGUAAUUUUAUCGAAAACUAAACCAACGAAAGUCAGAAUUAUCUCAGAACCCUGCGGAAUUCAAUUUUUCAUCAGAUUUGACAGGUUGCUUCAAUUUUAUAUUAGAAUAUUCCAGCUUCUGAUAAGCUAAUUUUGAUAACUCCCUCCAGACAUUAAGGAAAAUGAAAGUACCUAUUAGGUUCACAGAUAGUGUUGCUACGUAUGAGGGAAAUCAAAGAUGUGUUGAAUGAAAUAUAUAAUUUCAAUUCGUCAUAAGAUGCUUACGUUCUAAAGCAAAAUGAUGAUUGAAUUUCAUUUAUAGUAAUUUUGUUAUACACGAAACCACCCGCGAUCCCAUUUCAACCAAAAUAUUAGUUGAUUUUCGGAAUUCGAUUGGUUAAAAUUUGGUACAACUAAUCGAUUGUUGUUUUAACUAAACUGUCAUUUUUGUUUUCCGAUUAGCAGAAACGAUGGUUGAAACAACUAAUUUAACUGUUUGAAAAAAAAAACUGCUGUCAAUUAGUGAGGACACAUACCUUUCAAUUUCAACAAAUAUUUUAGUUGAAAUAACUGGUGUUGUUAUUGAAACAAAUUUCUGUUAGUUGAAAAAUAAAUCGGUUUUAUUUGUUUUAGACAUUGCAAAUAGUUGAAUCAACUCUGAUUCGAUCGGAAAUGAUUGAUGUAGAAAAACUUUUUUAAUCAGCAAAAGUGCCCGGAGGGCGAGUAAAUUAGCGAAAUUAUUAAAUUUACCUAAAAUGAGUAUUGAAAGAUGAUGCCUUCAAACGGUUGAACUAAAGUUAUGCACUGAUAAUUUUAGUCAAUUUAUAUGAGCUUGGGUGCAUCAACCGCCGGGAAUUGGAAUUUUGCGACGGCAAUUCAAACGCGCCAUUCAAUCGCAGCGCGUUCUGUGUGUUUGAAACCCUUCGCUCCUGUUACUUUUAUAAAUUAAAUUCAUGUCAAAAAGCGUUUUAUUGCUAAUGCAUGAACAUCAUCAUCGUUAUCAAACAGCAGGAAGUAAAACAAUCUUCUAGAAGUAAAUCAAUGAUCGAAUUUGAAGCAUAAAAUUUUUGCGCAUACCUGAAAGAUUACGAGAUGAUCAUUCAUUAACAUUUUCUAAUUUGUCACCGAAUCUUUUUCAUCUUAAACAAGGUUAACUUUAUCACAACUCCGCUGUUAGAUAAACACUUGUUAUCAUAAAUUUCCCAAAUCGAAUGAAUAUAAUUUCACCAAACGCUUUAACCAUCGAUGUUGUUUUCAUUGUCAUUUUGAAGCGAAGCGAACAGAUUUCAACUAAAGAAGUUGUUGAUUUUGCAUUGCGAUUAUUGUUUUCCUUUCAACUGUCUGACAGCAUUCAAAACAACAUAUUUUUCAACUACUUGAAUGCAAAUCAAAAAAACCAUAUUGGUUGAAUCAAGAAGAAAUGAGUUAAAUCAACUAUCGCAAAAAUCAAAAACUGCGAUAUCGCAAUUUUAUGAUCGAAAGGUUCUCCGUGUAGUUUCUAUUACCAUGUUAUUAAGUAUUGCCGUAUCGUGCGGAUUUACUUUUACUUACAGUUAAAACCAGAGUUAUGUACGCUAAAUUCAAUUUAUUUUGUGUGAGCAAACCCGAUAUAAAAACCAGAUUUGCAACUGGCUCGGUUCUCAGUUCAGUGAUGUUGAAACUAGUUUCGAAACUGGCUUCGAACAAACGGUUUGACAAAAGUUCGGGUGGAAACUGGGUUAGGUUUGGCAUCAAGUGAAAACGACAUUAGUAUCGUCGGUAGUAGAGUGCCUUGAACCAGAGUGACGACAGCUUGGAAUGACAACUUUGUUCCAAAUCAGCAAACGACCUGUCAAAUACAAUGUGAAACUGACGAAACUGCCAACAUUUCGGAUUAAAUGUUUUGAAUAGUUGCCAACAUUACGGAUGAGAUUUCGUCAAUCUGGUUUCAGGCACUCUAGUCGAUAGUAAACAUAAUCGUUUUAUAAAUAUUAAUUUCAAUUCGAUUUACGUUUAGUUUGUUUUCAAUUGCUAUCAAUCAGAGUUUAAAAUUGUCACGCAUUCUCAAUGAAAGAAUCCAAUCCAACAGCCUCAUUUUCAAUAUUUUACUGUCUCAUUCGAAAAUGACCGACACAAGAACAAACGAAGAGAGACGAAGCCAACGUCGCUCUUUCCUGUAUGACAAGACGAAACCAAACUAACGUCUGCAGAGAGCAUCAACAGAAUUUAAAUUCUCCCAGAACCUCUUUGGAAAUCAAAAAUACUACAGAUUAGAUCACCAACAGAUAAAAAGUCAUUGUGAAACCUUUUUUCUGUCAUUUUCGAUUCUUAAAGCUUCGGUUGAAUAUCGUCACUGCGUACUAUGGGAUUUACACUGAAAACCGCAAAUGACUGAGAGAGCAAAUGAAAGAAAGAACACAAUUUUGAAACUACUGUUCCGCUUAUGUCAUUGACUAGACAUGGAUUUCGUUCUCAUAGCUUACAAACGAAGCUGAGAGUGACAUAAAUUUCUCAUCAUUUUCGUCUAUUUUGUGUCAGUAAAAAUGACUUUUAUUUGCUUUGAUCAUGACAUUUAACAAUAAUUAAAUGUUAAGAAGAGAGAGACUGUGCUGUGGUGGGCUUCACACGAAGAGAGAGAUCAAAAAGUGUGGUAUAGAUUAUGAGGGUUGUAUUUAAGGAGUGUAUCGAAAAUAAGCUAUGAACAUACAUUUGUGUUGUACGCAUGUAUUUGUGAUGCUUUUUUAUGCUCAGAUCGCAGCAUGCUGUGCGUAUGGCUGUCAGCUUUCGAUUAUUUACUUGUUUGUGCGGUUGAAAUUCUACGUUUUCAAAAUGUCGCGUAUUGAAAAAAAAGUGGAAAUUAAAGUUCUGGACACAUGGCUAAGUGAGAAGGGUAUUACUAUGCGAAAAUUUGCGAAGCGGUUUGGAAUUCAUUAUGCCAGUGUUAAAAACAUAAUUAAUAAGUUUAAGGAACAUUAUUCUUAGGAUGAGCAGAAAACCCGGUUCAUCCAACCCGAAACUGGACCAGAAAGUUAUAUCUCUAAUUAUGAAGCACAAAUCAAUGUCAAUACGUGAUUCGGUCAAAAAAGCAGGAACGAGUGUCGGAAUGAUCCAGCGUAUCAAGAGGCGAAAUCACCUGAAGACCUACAAGAAGCAGAAAAUCUCGGAACAAACUGUAAAACAGAAGAAGCAAGCAGCAACAAGGGCCCGGAAAUUGUAUUCGCGUCUUUUGCAGGGUCCGGAUGCAUGCGUUUUGAUGGACGAUGAGACUUAUGUAAAAGAGGACUCAAAAACCCUUCCAGGUCCACAAUGCUUUACUGUCGGCCUUAAGGAGGAUGUGAGUGAUGCGGACAGGUCGAUUCAAGUGGAGAAACUCGAUCGAAAGGUACUGGUAUGGCAAGCAAUAUGUUCCUGUGGUUUGAAGUCAACCAUUUUUUACACUACCGAAACUAUAAAUGCAGAAAUCUAUCGAUCUGAGUGUUUUCAGAAGAGAUUGCUGCCCUUAUACAAGAAGCAUAGUACACCUCCACUGUUUUGGCUGGAUUUGGCGUCGACUCACUAUGCGAAAAGCACUCUCAAUCGGCAUAGUUUAUUUUCGAUACACUCCUUAAGACAGCACCAGUUCACCAGAUAAAUCUCUUUGAUAAUGUUUUUUUUGUCGUGAAUACGACUUACUUUACUAUGGGGUGCCUUUUCAAAAUUUACCCUCUGAGAGAGUGAUAAGUUUUUGAUCGUGAAUAUCUCUUGUUGUAUCUAACGAAUCAACAUCAUUUUUGCUACAUGCCAUCGGAAAUAUGAUCACAAUUUUAUGAUAACAUUUUCAGUUGUGUGACAUAAUCUCAAAUAGCUCAAAAUUAAACUUUUCUUAAAUGUUUGGUAUAAACGAGUAUCAAAGAGGAUAAUUCAUAAGGCGCGUUUGCCUUUCUCCUAUUUUGAAAGCUCUAAGCUCAGUGAUCUGUAAAAGGAUUUAUAUAAUCUAACUACCCAUAGAAUCGAAAAUGUUCAACUUGAACGUGUAUAGCAACAGCAUUGAAGUAUUUCAAUAGUACACUAUUGAAAUACCUGUCUCAUUUGACCCAUGUCAACACCAGCCAACCAGAACGCGUUCUGAGGAAGAGGACAAAAUAUCUGCUGCUUCGUUCGAGACAAUGUUCCGAACAGCGUUUAAUAUCGUAGUGAGUUCUACAAUUUGGUCAUUCUGAAAGGCAGGAAUGAAUCCCGUACAGCAUCCGGAAAGUUUCUUUCAAUGAAAUGCAAAUCCGAAAUGAAAUAUCGAAAUUAAAAUUCUAUAUGCUGCUAUUUUUAUAGCCGUUAGGACCGCUCAUUAGUGAAAAAGCUACAAACGAAAUCAGGUAAAAACAAGCCUCUCAACAAAAAUUGGAUCAGUUUGGAUUCUAUCGCCACUGCGAGCAGAUGUAUUUUGUGUCGUUUGCAAAGCGAGUUUCGCCUCCGACAAGAACGAUUACGUCACAGCUGCCAGUCAUUUGUUUGUAUUGGUGAAGAAGCAACGGUGGAGAGCAUUACACAAAAUCAGCAGUUCUAAUGGCUCUAAAAGUUUUCUAAAGAACUGUUAGGAUUUGUCUUUCGCAAAUCGAAAGGAAAUAUCCUCAGUUUAGUGCAAAUCUAGAACAGUUUGGUUGGAUUUGUGCACUUUCCGCUGUGUGAAAUUCACAGUAAUCGAGAUCAUGUGAAGCCUUCUUCGUUUUUGCGAAAAAUGUGGAAAAGGGGAAUGUUUGCAUAAUUCAUACAAUUGAUCAACUAAUUGAUAUUCGGAAGUGUUAAGGAACAUGUCAGUUGUUUUCGUAUUCACGACAUCCAGUUUUGUCUCUGACAUUACCCACCCGCCUUUUUCAAAUUGUAGUUUAGUUAAUAAAACGGAAAAAAACUUAUCACCAAAAAUUAAUUCUUUCUGAAAAUUUUUGCCAAUAUUUUUACACUGAACGAUAACGUCAAAACAAACUUCAGAGCAUAUUGAAUUCAGAGCGAAUUGAAUUGGCUGAAUGAACAUUUGUCCAAAAGUUUUGAAGUACACCGAGGUCUCUUUUUAGGUAGGAUAUACUGCCCGUACUUGCAUAUCAGUCCCAUAUGGAAAAUCGGCAUGUCGAGGAAAAGACGAUUUUAUUUUAUUUCCGAAUUUUUUGAUUUAUUGUGCUACCUAUUGCUAAAUCCUAUCAUUACUUGAAAUAUCGGUAAUACACCUUUGCUAGGGUAACGAGGUGUUUUGGCCCACUUUAGGAAUAUCCACCAAAUGUUAUAAUAUCAUUAAAAACGCUUUCCACAAUAGGUGAUUUAAUGUGAUUAGCUUCAAAUUGAUGUAAUAUGAGUUACUUAACAUCUAUUAAAUUCAUAAAGUUUGUUAGGUGGGCCAAAAUAUAUAAAGUGGCCAAAAUACCUCUGUUACCCUAUUCCAAUAUUGCAACAAGUGAAAUUAUCGAAAUUUGCACUGAAUGGUACUGAUAUGCGGGUCCUUUGCAUAUGGGACAGGGAAGAGUUGAUAUUUUUUUCACAUUUUACUGAACAAACUCUCAACUUUUAUUGCAAUAUCUGAGAGUAUAUUGAGGAAAAUCGAUAUGGGACUUAAAAUUGGCGAAAAUCGAUAUUGGACAGAUAUGCGAGUAUGGGCAGUAUACGUACCGCGUAAAAAAAUCGCACAAAUAAUGCGUAACUUCGGAAAUUCGCGUAAAAACCGUGUAACUUCGGUAACAGGCGUAAAAAAAACGCAAAAAUUUUCUUUUUAAUUCGGCUUUGGGACUUUUGAGAUUUCCGAAAAGGUAAAAAAUUUUGUAUGCCAAAUGUCUUAGAAAUACAUGCAACGUUUAGAUAUGGUGUAAUCUCGAGAAAAUUUUUUUUUUGGAAAACAGAAACGACUAUGGGAUUUGAAGAAUUUGAGACCGCGUUACUUCGGAAAUCCGCGUAGAAUGAAACCGCAAAAUUGAAGAAUUUUUUUGAUGCCAAAUGUUUAAGAAAUGCAUGAAACGUCAAGAUCUGGCGUAAUCAAAUAAUUUUUUAAUCGAAUGUUUUAGAAAUGUCUUUUUUUUUGCUUUGAGAAAAAUUUCGGGAUACCUAACGCUCGAAUAUUUUUUUCUCAACAUACACUACAUUUUGCAGAAAAAGAGAUAAAAAACCUGCACACCAGCUUUAAAAAAACAGUGCAUACUUUAUUUACAAUUGGAUAAUAAUUAUUAGAUGAUUUAUUUUCAUCAUCUCAAUGGAUUUUUCCAUUUCUCAAGGAAAAUGAAAAGUUUUAUUUAAAUAAAAAAACACGAAAUAGGAAAUAAUCAUCCAUUUCGGCACAUUAUGACACAUUUGUACCGUUUGAAUCGUCCACUAUUUUCAUUUCUUUUUUAGGUGAAAUUUGACGAAGCAGUUCAUGUUUUGUUUUGAGAAGCGUCAAAUGACAGUUUCUCUUUGUUUACUUGUCGUUUCGCGAAAUAUCAACACAGUAAUAAUCGAAAAUGAAAGUAAACAAAGAAUGGCUUUCAUUCGCAGAUAGACGCUUUUGCAGAGAUGCCAGGUUUACAGACUAAUCCCUUACUGUUGUAUUUAUAUUCACUGUAUGAUGCAACUGUUUUCUUUGACGUUUAUGCCAUGUUCACAUUAGCGCUGACAUCUUGAUAUACCGUAAUGAUAUACAUAUCAAGACAAAGUAUUCACAUAUGAAUUAAAUAAUAUUGUUUGAAAUCCGCGUAACAUCGAAGAUCUACGUAAAAAAACUGCAUAAAACUUGUAAUAUGGGGUGAUGCUUUUAUCUUUUGCUGUAGUGAGAUACAGUUAAUCAUGUUUGAAAUGCAAUCGUAAGUUUCGUGCACGAUCCGUCUGAUAUUCGACUUUUCUGGAUUACUUUUGUGUCUUAAGAUCAAAAAUUCCGGCCGCUGUCAAAAUUUCUCAGACGAAAUUGGUUAUUUCGCUUUUCCUUCUUUUUUUGUUCGACUUCAUUUGAUAUACGUCAAUCCCGCAUGUAAACACGAAUCUUGAGACGAGAUAAAUGAGAUUGAAAUAUGGAUUAUUGGUAAUAACAUUUUCCAUAUUAAGUACAGGGUGUCCCACGAAAAAUUUCAAAUUUAAAAAUUCGAUAAUAAAAAAAAACGGUUUGAUAGAUUUCAAUGAGUAUACAUUUAUUCGAAAGAUUGAUUCAUGAAAAUUAUUUAUGAAAAAUAAUUUCCUUCAAUUGACAGUAGUCAAUCCGAUCCACCCAAUUUUUGAAAACAUUUUCAAUUGAUUCUGGCCUUAUGUCGUCAAUAGCAACUUGAAUUUCGUGCUUGAGCUCUUCAAUUGUUUCUGGAUAGUUGGCGUAACAUUUAUCCCCAAAAAAAAAAAUCCAGCGGCGUCACAUUGCGGCUUAUCGGAGGAAAAUUUACAAUCACCAUUUCUGGUGAUUAUUCGAUUUUCAAAGAUUGUUCGCAGAUUGUUUCGUUUUCAUUAAUCAACCAUUCAAAUAACUGUAUAAUCGUUCAAACCGUUUUUUUAUUAUUGCAUUUUUAAAUUCGAAAAUUUUCUUGGACAUAUGAAGGGCAAUAACUAAUUGUUCUUCAUAUGUACUUUUAAUUGAAAAAUCAAAACCAAGGCGCUUAAAAUGUAGAAUCGAUUCAAAGCGGUUCUUCCAAUCUUCCAAUCUUCCGGAGUUCUGGCAAAAUGCCGAAAAAAAUGGCUGGCAGACAUAGCCAGCCGUCUGGGGGGAAAUCUGCCCACCAUGUAUAAGUGGGCUAUUGUGGUUUAAGUUGAAGUUAAAGAGAGCGAAAAUUCUAUGACAAUUACAAUUCCGUUUUUCAGUCCGUCUGGGAGACAAUCCGGGUAUGCAUGGGUGAAAUUCGUCUUCGCAGACUUGAUGUUCGAUUACACAUUCGAAUGUUUCUUGGAAAAAACUGAUUUUAGGAAACUGAGAACUUAAAGUUGAAUGAAGGAAAAACAGGAUAUAAAUCGUAAAAAUAAAAGUAAUUCAGGUUCAUUUCGAUUUUUUGAUUUUUUUUGUGUUAAGCCGUUCAGUUCACCCGAAUCCACGAGAACAAUGAAUAUAUACCAAUAAAAGUAAUAUCAAAUUGUGAAAGGUUCACGUGGUAAAGUGGUAGAUGAACAGUAGGUGUAUCCGUUAUUAGAAUCCAUAAGCUAAUAUAAACUACAUAAAAAAACGCAAUCCAAACAAUGCAACACAAACGCGUCGAUAAUUAUAAUUUAAAUGCGAAAUAGAAUUGUCUGUUCCUAUGACAGAAAGAACAAAAAAAAAGAAAUAAUGAUGAAAUAAUAUUAACUCAACAAUGCAUCAAACAUUCGCAAAAAUGUUCAAUGCAGAAGUUGCAGCUAACAGAUUCAAUGUCAAUAUUAUCCAUGUACAAAAUGAAACAAUGUGAAUGGUAGACAAAUCAAUGCCACCGUCAAACUAAUUGGGGCAUUGUUCCACCAUGAAUCGAUAUCAUUGUAAGCCCUUAAUGUAAACAGUAGCACACAAGCUAACCUAGAGAAAAAAAAGCUCUUUUAUAAAAUAUCCUAAACAUCAAUAUAAGCCUACAUUAAAAAACGAAUCGAAAAACGGUCGAAUGGAUUAGGUUCUAACAACGUGCAAUUUUCGCUGUUAUAUACGAAUGCAACUCUCACACACAAACACUAACACACAUACUCUAAACACUGAAAACGUAAGAUGGCGACUAUUUAUUGUUAUUUAUUUAGGUAUCUGUAAUGGGUUUAAGGGGGAAAGGGAUCAGUGCAGCUAAUCUGAGAUAAACAAAAAAUACAACUCUUAUAGGAAAAUUUUAUUAAUGUCUAUUUACCGGUUUAGAGACAAUUAUUGAGAAAAUUUAUCUACACUAUCAGCAAAAACAAAAGGAAGAAAAGACAAACAGAAAGCUGUAACGGAAUGAUAGAAGUGACGUCUACGGAACCGUGGAAAAAUUUUAUCAUUUUAAAAACUUUUCGGCCAGGAAAAUUGGAUUAGUGAAUAAAUUGAAAUCCAGAUUCUAAAAUAUUUGUUUAAUAUGUUGAAACAAGAACUUCGGCGCUUUGAUAUGGUUUCGUAGAGAUCACUUUUUCAUUUCCUCCAAUCAUCUUAACCUACGAUAGGACAGGACAGGAGAAUAGUAUUAUAUUUUGAUAUAUUGUUUUUGAUUAUAUUUCUAAAUUUAACUCAUGCCGAAAAAGCACUGACAUGAACAAAAAAAAAUCUACUUCCAAGUCCUGCCGUAGGUAAUAAACGUUUGGGAUCAUUCGGCAAAAUAUCGACUUGAAACUCUCUCGAGCGAAAUGCUGCACCCGGCAUCGGCCAGAGGGCGCACUCUGUUAUGUUUGUGAAAUUCGGUUUUACUCUUAGGUAAAUGUACGAUGAAAGUAUUUACUACAGGAUGAAUGAGUGAAUGGUGAUUAUUAUGAUUUAAUAAUAAUUGAAAUCGAACGCAGAAUCAACUGGAAUAAAUACACAUGAGAAUGUAGAUCAAAGAAA
Molecule: messenger RNA, 14612 nt
Organism: Malaya genurostris
Lineage: Eukaryota; Metazoa; Arthropoda; Insecta; Diptera; Culicidae
Product: 5-hydroxytryptamine receptor 1-like
Exons: 4
Coding region: 2286-3689 (467 amino acids)
Biological process (GO): adenylate cyclase-activating adrenergic receptor signaling pathway
Cellular component (GO): membrane
Molecular function (GO): G protein-coupled amine receptor activity
Source: RefSeq, a predicted model, not a curated record